Sorex araneus (European shrew) is the source of this 1528-nucleotide messenger RNA. RefSeq names its product mitochondrial translation release factor in rescue (gene MTRFR). Lineage: Eukaryota; Metazoa; Chordata; Mammalia; Eulipotyphla; Soricidae. The transcript is spliced from 3 exons. The record is from RefSeq and is a predicted model, not a curated record. Gene Ontology annotation, cellular component: mitochondrion. Bases 132 to 611 code for a protein of 159 amino acids. Gene Ontology annotation, molecular function: translation release factor activity. Gene Ontology annotation, biological process: translational termination.
GCGGGGAACGGCGCGUGCGCAGAGGCCGCGGCGCGAUUGGUGCGCCGAGCCCCACUGGGGUUCCCGCAGGAGCUCGGGGGCGGGAAGUAGGUCCCCAGGCCAGCCCAGGUCCUGCCCGCAAGGCCCUCGCCAUGUACCCGUGGGCUCUGCUGCGCACGCCCUCGCCGCUGGCCAGAAUGUGGAUGGGGCCGUGGGGACCGUGGCUGUGGGGCAGGCCCGCAGUUUCGCAGAUCCCAAAGGCGGGCAAGAAGGACGGCCCCGCCCUGCUGGACCUGGCCGAGAGCGACCUGGAGGAGCAGUUUGUGAAGGGACACGGGCCCGGGGGCCAGGCCACCAACAAGACCAGCAACUGCGUGGUGCUGAAGCACGUGCCCUCGGGCAUCGUGGUCAAGUGCCAUCAGACGCGCUCCGUGGAUCAGAACCGGAGGCUGGCUCGCAAGAUCCUACAGGAGAAGGUGGAUGUUUUCUACAACGGCGAGCGCAGCCCUGUCCACCAAGAGAGACGGGAGGCAGAGCGGAAGAAACAGGAGAGGAAAAAGAGAGCGAAGGAAAGCUUAGAAAAGAAGAAACGACUCAAAGAGCUCCGGGAAUCGAGUCAGAGUGUCCAGUGAGAGACUGGCGACGCCGCAAGGGCUGGCAAGGAAGGAGGGGGGUUUGCGGGUCACACCCGGUGAUGUUCAGGUUAUGCCUGGGUCUGCGCUCAGGAAUCACUCUGGGGGGCGGGGGGCUAACACGAGUCAGCCCCUUACCUGCUGGACACUCUGGCUCUUGGCCACCAUUUAAAGUCACUGACGCCCCUCAGAAAUCCUUCCGACCCAGACAAAGGCUACCAAGUGCCAAGUACAGAGGCUGAGGGGGAGGGGCGGGGCACCCGAGGAGGUGUAGGAGGGUCCCUGCUGCUCCAGGCCCCAUCAGAAGUGCCUGUCUCGGGGCUGGAGCUAUAGCACAGCGGGUAGAGUGUUUACCUUGCACGCGGCCGACCCGAGUUCGAUUCCCAGCAUCCCAUAGGGUCCCCUGAGCACCACCAGGAGUGAUUCCUGAGUGCAGAGCCAGGAGUAACCCCUGAGCAUCGCCGGGUAGGACCCAAAAAGCAAAAAAAAAAAAAAGUGCCUGUCGCAGGACAAGCUAGCCUCGGGACCGACGCCAGGCCCCCAUCUCAGUUGGGGGCCUGCAGCCCAUCUGGGAGGGUGGGCAGAUAGCAUGUGCCCCUGAGCACCAGAGGAGAGCAGGACCAGAGCGAGGGGCCUGGGGCAGCGGCCCCGGCUCUCUCUGAGACUGCUGCUCAUUUUUCAUUUGUGUUACUUCCGGUGCCAGGACUAAGGCCGGGCCAGGCAGGUGCCUCCACCAUCAGCUGCAGCCCCAGUCCCAGGGAGCUGUUGCCAAAAUUCCGCUUAAACAUCUAAGGAACCCGGGGCUGGAGCAAUAGCACAGCGGGUAGGGCAUUUGCCUUGCAUGCAGCCAACCCGGGUUCGGUCCCCCAAGCACCACCAGGAGUAAUUCCUGAGCAUCGCCGGGUGUGACCCAAAAA